AUGUCACGACCUGCAGACCUCGAGGCUGCUGAACAUGAGACGGUCCCGCUAUACGAUGGAGGAGAUUUCCCUGUUCAACCGACGACUAGUACGCACUCGAUAUACACCAUGACCCGCGAGGAGAUCACGAAGGGGAUUGCCAACCGAUUUGUGCAUUCGCAUGCGUAUAUCGCUCUAUACCUCGUCAUGGCUGCGCUGUCGGUCACGACCGUCGUGCUGAGCAUGACGAAUGGGUGCCCGACACUCGCGUUCUACAUCCUAGAACUCAUAAUCAACGGCUCUAUGAUCCUUGAAGUGAGCAUCAGAUUUGUCGCCUUUGGACGACAAUUCUGGAAAUCACCGUACAACAUCAUGGAUCUCGUUCUGACCGCGUUCUGCGUGAUCACGCUCCUCCUCAUUUUCUUUGCAGGCUGUGGUAGCACGAGUAAGGAGGAGGAGCUCUUGGACACGCUCCUGCUCGUCGCACGGAACGUACUCCAGUUCGGACGGCUAGCCGCAGUGAUGCGACAGUCCGGCCAGUCCAUCUUUUCGCGCCCGAAGCCCAUCGACUUGUCGGCUGCCCGGCGAAGAGGCUACACGCUCGACAUCGACAUCGAAGACGAAGGCGAGAAUGACCUCGGGAGACCGCUCAUCCAGGAUCCCGUCCUCUUCGAUGCCGGAGAGGAGGCUCCCGCACCGCGUGCGCCGAUAACAGACAUGCCACGCGCAGCGCAGGCCGUCCAGGACAGAGACACAGAAGAUGUGUGGGCUGAGAUUGGUUGA
Messenger RNA from Sparassis crispa, 762 nucleotides. RefSeq lists its product as hypothetical. The record is from RefSeq and is a predicted model, not a curated record. The transcript has 4 exons. Gene Ontology annotation, cellular component: membrane. Gene Ontology annotation, biological process: monoatomic ion transport; transmembrane transport. Gene Ontology annotation, molecular function: monoatomic ion channel activity. Lineage: Eukaryota; Fungi; Basidiomycota; Agaricomycetes; Polyporales; Sparassidaceae. The coding region runs from base 1 to 762 and encodes 253 amino acids.